AUGUUGGUCUACACACCCAGCAGCCCAAGAGACUUACGCCAGCUUCUCCUGCUUCUGCUUCUCGCAGCCUGGAAGGCGGGGAGGGGCCAGGUCCAUUAUUCUGUGCCGGAGGAGGCCAAACACGGCACCUUCGUGGGCCGCAUCGCCCAGGACUUGGGGCUGGAGCUGGCAGAGCUGGUGCCGCGCCUUUUCCGAGUGGCGUCCAAGGGUCACGGGGAUCUUCUGGAGGUAAAUCUGCAGAAUGGCAUUUUGUUUGUGAAUUCUCGGAUCGACCGGGAGGAGCUGUGUGGACGGAGCGCGGAGUGCAGCAUCCACCUGGAGGUGAUCGUGGACAGGCCGCUGCAGGUUUUCCAUGUGGAGGUGGAGGUAAAGGACAUUAACGACAACCCGCCGGUCUUCUCCGUUUCAGAACAAAAGCUUUCAAUACCCGAAUCUCGACUGCUUGACUCUCGGUUUCCGCUAGAAGGCGCAUCUGAUGCGGAUGUUGGAGAGAAUGCAGUGCUUACUUACAGACUCAGUCCAAAUGAGUUUUUCAUUCUUGAUAUUAUAAACAGAAAGGACAAAGGCAAAACCCCAGUGCUUGUUCUAGGAAAAAUGCUGGAUCGUGAAGAAAAUCCUCAGCUUCAGUUGUUAUUAACCGCAACUGAUGGAGGCAAACCGCAAUAUACUGGAUCUGUUACUCUGCUGAUCUUGGUGUUGGAUGCCAAUGAUAAUGCGCCUAUAUUUGACCGAUCCGUUUAUGAAGUUAAGAUGUAUGAAAAUUCAGCGAAACAAACGUUAGUAAUAUGGCUAAAUGCGUCUGAUGCAGAUGAAGGAAUAAACAAAGAAAUGAUAUAUUCAUUUAGUUCUUUGGUUCCACCCAGCAUAAGGCGGAAAUUUCUAAUGAAUGAAAAAACGGGAGAAAUAAGAGUAAAUGAUGCUAUUGACUUUGAGGAUAGUAACACUUAUGAAAUUCAUGUAGAUGUUACUGAUAAAGGAAACCCACCAAUGGUUGGUCACUGCACUGUACUAGUGGAAGUUCUAGAUGAAAAUGAUAAUUCACCCGAGGUGGUUAUCACUUCUUUGGCUCUCCCGGUGCGAGAAGAUGCUCAUGUGGGCAGUGUCAUUGCCCUGAUCAGCGUGUCCGACCGUGACUCUGGUGCCAACGGGCAGGUGACCUGCACCCUGUCACCCCACGUUCCCUUCAAGCUGGUGUCCACCUUCAAGAAUUACUAUUCGCUG
Messenger RNA from Neomonachus schauinslandi (Hawaiian monk seal), 1221 nucleotides. Its product is annotated as protocadherin alpha-10-like. Gene Ontology annotation, cellular component: plasma membrane. Gene Ontology annotation, molecular function: calcium ion binding. The transcript has a single exon. The record is from RefSeq and is a predicted model, not a curated record. The annotation marks the transcript as partial. Lineage: Eukaryota; Metazoa; Chordata; Mammalia; Carnivora; Phocidae. Gene Ontology annotation, biological process: homophilic cell-cell adhesion.